GAGCCGCGCGCAUCAGCGGUAGGAGGGGACAGAGCCGCUCCUGCGGGCGCACCGGCAGCCCCGGCUCCGCAGGUGCCGCUCGACCGGCAGCGGCACCGCACGGCCCGGCCCGGCUCGGCUCGGCUCGGCUCGGCCCGGCCCGGCUCUGCUGCCGCGGGACGGGCCGGCGCGGCCGCACUAAGAUGUGCCAUGAGCGGUCCGGCCCCGGCGCCGACCGGCCGCUCCGCCUGAGCCGCGGGCAGCGGCCGCCCGCUCCCCCCGGUGCUGCCCCCGGUGCUGCCCCCGGUGCUGCCCCCGGUGCUGCCCCCGGGGCCGCGGGGCCGCGCCGGCCCGCGCCCUCCCCAGCGAUGCCCCACCUCUGGCCGGCGCUCCGCGGCGUGCUCUGGGAAUACUGGGCAGCGCUCCUGGUCGGCGGCUUCUGGGGCCAGGGCUCGCACGGGAUGCCGCAUGUCAUCCGGAUAGGAGGGAUCUUUGAGUACGCAGAUGGCCCCAACACCCAGGUUAUGAGCGCUGAGGAGCAAGCCUUCAGAUUUUCUGCCAAUAUUAUUAAUAGAAACAGAACUUUGCUGCCUAACACAACGCUAACCUACGACAUUCAGAGGAUACACUUCCAUGACAGCUUUGAAGCAACUAAGAAAGCCUGCGACCAGCUCGCUCUGGGGGUCGUAGCAAUAUUCGGACCUUCCCAAGGCUCCUGUACCAAUGCCGUCCAGUCUAUCUGCAAUGCCCUGGAAGUCCCCCACAUACAGCUUCGAUGGAAGCAUCACCCUUUGGAUAACAAGGACACUUUCUAUGUCAACCUGUAUCCCGACUAUGCUUCUCUUAGCCAUGCCAUUCUGGACCUUGUGCAGUAUUUGAAAUGGAGGUCAGCCACUGUGGUUUACGAUGACAGUACAGGCCUCAUACGGCUGCAAGAGCUCAUCAUGGCCCCAUCCCGGUACAAUAUCCGGCUGAAAAUCCGCCAGCUCCCGCUGGACACCGACGAUGCCCGGCCGCUACUGAAGGAGAUGAAGCGGGGCAGGGAAUUCCGCAUCAUCUUCGACUGCAGCCACCUGAUGGCGGCUCAGAUCCUCAAGCAGGCCAUGGCAAUGGGAAUGAUGACAGAAUACUACCACUUCAUCUUCACCACUCUGGAUCUUUAUGCAUUAGACCUAGAACCAUACCGCUACUCUGGAGUGAACCUGACCGGCUUCCGGAUCCUCAACGUGGAGAACCCGCACGUGUCCUCCAUCAUCGAGAAGUGGUCCAUGGAGCGGCUGCAGUCAGCGCCCAAGGCAGAGCUGGGGCUGCUCGAUGGCGUGAUGAUGACAGACGCUGCCCUGUUAUACGACGCAGUGCACGUGGUCUCCGUCUGCUACCAGCGCGCCCCUCAGAUGACCGUGAACUCCCUGCAGUGCCAUCGGCACAAAGCCUGGAGGUUCGGUGGCCGCUUCAUGAAUUUUAUAAAAGAGGCCCAAUGGGAGGGAUUAACAGGACGAAUUGUCUUUAAUAAAACUAGCGGUUUACGGACAGAUUUCGAUUUGGACAUCAUCAGCCUCAAAGAAGACGGUCUCGAAAAGGUUGGAGCGUGGAGCCCUUCUGAUGGCCUGAACAUCACAGAAAUUUCCAAAGGACGAGGGCCUAACGUCACGGACUCACUGAGCAACAGAUCUCUAAUCGUCACCACUGUCCUGGAGGAGCCCUUUGUCAUGUUCCGUAAGUCCGACACAGCCCUGUUCGGGAACGACCGCUUUGAGGGUUACUGCAUCGACCUCCUGAAGGAGCUGGCCAUCAUCCUGGGCUUCACCUACGAGAUCCGGCUGGUGGAAGAUGGGAAAUACGGGGCGCAGGAUGAGAAAGGGCAGUGGAACGGCAUGAUCAAGGAGCUCAUCGACCACAAAGCUGACCUGGCCGUUGCUCCUCUCACCAUCACCCACGUUCGGGAGAAAGCGAUAGACUUCUCCAAGCCCUUUAUGACCCUGGGGGUCAGCAUCUUGUACCGGAAGCCCAACGGGACCAACCCCAGCGUGUUCUCCUUCCUCAACCCCCUGUCUCCUGACAUUUGGAUGUACAUCCUCCUCGCCUACCUGGGGGUCAGCUGCGUGCUGUUUGUCAUAGCCAGGUUCAGCCCGUAUGAGUGGUACGAUGCUCACCCCUGCAACCCCGGAUCAGACAUCGUGGAGAAUAACUUCACCCUAUUGAACAGCUUCUGGUUUGGGAUGGGAGCGCUGAUGCAGCAAGGCUCUGAGCUGAUGCCCAAAGCACUGUCUACACGGAUCAUUGGUGGCAUAUGGUGGUUCUUCACCCUCAUUAUCAUCUCGUCCUACACGGCCAACCUUGCCGCCUUCCUGACGGUGGAGAGGAUGGAAUCCCCCAUCGACUCGGCAGAUGACUUGGCAAAGCAGACAAAAAUAGAGUAUGGAGCAGUGAAGGAUGGAGCUACAAUGACCUUCUUCAAGAAAUCCAAAAUUUCCACAUUUGAAAAAAUGUGGGCUUUCAUGAGCAGCAAACCCACAGCGCUUGUUAAGAACAACGAGGAAGGAAUCCAGCGAACCCUCACAGCCGAUUACGCCCUGCUGAUGGAGUCAACCACCAUCGAGUACAUCACCCAGAGGAACUGCAACCUGACUCAGAUCGGGGGGCUCAUCGAUUCCAAAGGCUAUGGGAUCGGAACUCCCAUGGGGUCGCCGUACAGGGACAAGAUCACCAUUGCCAUCCUCCAGCUCCAGGAGGAGGACAAGCUUCAUAUAAUGAAGGAGAAGUGGUGGCGAGGGAAUGGCUGUCCUGAGGAUGAGAACAAGGAGGCCAGUGCUCUGGGCAUCCAAAACAUCGGUGGGAUUUUCAUCGUUUUGGCAGCAGGGUUGGUGCUGUCCGUCUUCGUGGCCAUGGUGGAGUUCAUCUACAAGCUGCGCAAAACGGCGGAGCGUGAGCAGCGCUCCUUCUGCAGCGCCAUGGCCGAUGAGAUCCGGCUGUCGCUCACCUGCCAGCGGCGGGUCAAACACAAGCCCCAGCCACCCGUCAUGGUGAAGACGGACGCCGUGAUCAACAUGCACACGUUCAACGAUCGACGGCUGCCAGGGAAGGACAACAUGACCUGCAACACCGGGUUGACGCCUGUGUUUCCCUAGGGAAUGGGAACGGGGGGGCGGGAGGGAAGGAACUGCAGCAGACAAGGCUGGAUGCACUCUUAACUAGGGAAGAAAGGAUUAAAAAACAAGAAAAAAAAAACAGGAAAAAACAAAAAGCCUGGUUUGGUUCAUUUCAAGAACAAGGCCUUUACAACACAGCUGCAUUGAUCACCGGCAUAGAAGCAAGAACUUCAGAGCACGGACCGUAACAUUGGUCUUGGGGCUUUUCUGUUUUAUUUUUGUUAUUUUUCAUUUCUUUUUUUUUAAUGCUUAGAUCCUACAGGCCUCAUGGAGUCCAAACACACCACCACCCAGGAGUCUGAUGUUUACAUACUAAAACCACAUGGAGGCGAAACAGAAUUGAGCCAAACCGACCCUCGGCGGGUAAGGAGGAGCCCCCGAGCAAGGCUUCUUUAGCAUGGCAAUAAAAAGAAACACUUUGUCAGGUGCAGCGUGAGCAGCUGUCUGCGUGAGCAUCUACUCCACACUGACAUACACAGCACAUUUAGGGUACGUUGUCUAGGAAAGGGAGAGGUAUCUGUGACGCACCGUGAUGGUCAAGGCCGUGCCUUCUCUCAGAGCAGCUCACAGUGGUCCUUUACCUCACAGCUGUGCUGGCCACGGUCACCCGCAGCUGGAAGCCCACAUGGGGGUGUGGUGGGAGAAGGUGACACACACGUUCAUCAGUAGAUCCAAGACAGCUGGCUACGAAGGGGCAAGUAAGCCGGAAUGGAGCCGAAGGCCCGGCCAGGGAUGGGACAGCGUGUGGCAUGCCCGGGAGCUACUGCCAUCUCCAAGCGACAUCACCCGCACACCCCGUGCCAAGCUCCAGCCCGUGCCCAGGGUGACACCGUGAUCUCCAGGUCCUCAGCUCCUUCACUCUUUCUGCAAAGCUCAGUCCCUCCUGCAAAGAAGCGCAGAAAGCGGCCGAGCCCGCAGGCUUCAGCAGCGGCGGGAGCAGAGCUGUUUCCAAGAGCUGAACAGGUAUCAAUUUCCAUGAAAUUCAGCAGCGCUGAACUGCAGCCCUGCUGCGUUCGCGCUCACACCAGGAGAGGACCGUAUUUCUGGUUCGGGACUAAAUGCUCUCCAUGGCAUCGGAGACCUGAAAGACGAAGUCUCAGCCUGUAGGGCCAGGGCUGGCCUGGGACCAGCAGCACUGUGUGAGCCAAGCCCAACGCCCCUCUUGCUCUGCCCGGUGAACCGCAGCCCCUCAGGCAGCAUCUCCACAUGAUUUAAGCAAACACACACUAAAAUGUUUUCAAGAAAUCUUCCAUGAACUGUGUUCUUAUUUUCAGGUUGCUUAACCCAGAAGGCUGGUCCUGCGGAUGAAUUUAGUCAGAAUUACCAAAGACCCCUCUGCUGACCUAAAGUAGCGCUCGAGGAACAUCACUCAGCUCCAACCCUCCACAGGGAACCGCACGGGUGGCCAGUGGGACACUCUGCAGAUUCAUUUGCAAAAUGAAACAAAGAGAAACGGCUCUGCCCAUCGUAACCCAGAACAUCACAUGGAGAACAUCGCAAAGGUGCUUAAAAGCUCUGAUUUAAACACUGGUGUUGAAGAAAAGAGCACCCUCCUGCCCUCACACGUGUAAGGGGGACAGUGACCUGCUGCUGGAAACCCCUCCCGUCCCCACCGCCUGAAUCCUGGUUUGGAGGGCCGGGGGCAGCGCGGCAGGGGGCAGCGCGGCGGUGCCCGAGCUCUGCUUCCCACAGCCUCGCCCUCUGCGUCGUGAGCGUAGCGAGGUGCCACGGCCGCCGCAGGAACCAGAAGCCGAGCUGACCCGGUUUGCCCUCCCCUAGCUGCAAGGCCUUUCUGCAAAGUUUAUCCUCGCCCAAAGGAACAAACCUGUCUGUAGCUGAUUUCAGAUUUUUUUCCCCACCUGUUCCAUUCUGAGGCUCAGUCAGGAAGGUUGUCUUUGGAGCUGAUCAGAAUUAGCAAAUUAGCUCAAGGGGAGAUAGCUGUUCCCCUGCCACAGAUCAUAAUUUGUCCUUAUUUUCUCCUUCCAUGAUGUAAAAAAGCAACAUAGUGACCCAAAACAAAAAAAAAGGUAGUUUGUCACAUUUUGACUGAAGUAAAGAUAUGCAAAGAAUUUACGUUAGAUUUUCACCUUUUUAUAGAAACACUGAAAAAUUAGGGGUGAAAGCUGCCAAUUCAAUGGCUGUUGUAUUCUUAUUAGUUUGCUGAGCAAAUACCUGGAGCAGAGGGCAGAUUGGAUGCAUGGGUCUGUUCCCAAAGCUAAUGACAUUCUUUCUGUAUUUCUUUGCAAAAUCUUAGGUUUGUCAGGGUAGUAGGUUUUAUGUUCCCUUUGCAGAUCUCUCAACUCUUAGAAGGAGAUUUUUGCGAUUAAAGCAGAGAUAAAAAAAAAGCCUGAAACUGGCUUUAAAUGUCCAGAGAGUAAAAUACCACAGAAAACAGCAUUCAUUUUGCUUCUUGGCAAUUUUUUUUAAAAUCAAUAAAUAUUACUAAUACCAUAAACCCCAUUAAUGCAUCUUUGACACCAGUUUGAUUUGAUUUUAUUCACAAACAUCCCAGAGUGACAGGUGAGAAUCUGGAAUUACUGGUGCUGUCUGCCAGCACGACCAAACCCUGCAGAUUAACCUUUUCCCUCCCCUCUCCGCACUGACCAUAAAUCAGCCACAAAAUAGCAGCUAACUUCACACAUCUACAUUAUGGUGGUUUGUUUAAAUCCUCAUCAUUAAAGCGUUUGACAUAUUUAACAAGGAAAUGUUCUGCACCACUCCAACCAACGGAGGAGCUGGGGUGCUGCGUGGGACCCCCGCCUGGCGGGACCGCUGGCUCCCCCCGGCCCCGCGAGCUCCCGCGGGGAGGUGAGCUGGUUUCAGACCUCAGCCUUCCUGCAGUAAACCAGGGGCAGCUCCACCCAGAACAAGUUAACUAGCGCAGCCUGCCACCACACUGCUGAGCAAGCCCGAGUCUCUUCUGUUAGUCCCCUUGCCCCUGCGUACUCCUGGCCUUCAUCCCGAGGAGCGCAGGAGCCCAUAAGCCAUGCGGUGUUUCACCGCAGAGGAGGAGCGACGAGCCUGACGCUGAGCAGCGAUGCGUUGGGAGACCUCAGAAGGGGCAGACCCGUGGACAGAGCCUCAAAGCCUUCUGCGAGAUAUCUUGGGGCCUGUUUGUGACUAUUGGCGACUCACCUUUUAGAAAUCAUCUGACUUCCAACUUUGUUUAAAUCAGUUCCUUCUCACUUGGUGGGCAGAGGAACUGGAAAAGUGAGGAGGAAAUAAAGAAAGAAGAGGUUUGGGCUGUCAGACUGUAGCCAAACUGCUGCCACCUCAUCACUGUCCCCUUAUCACUUGCUUUUUCCUUCCAGCUCUCCUGUGAGACAGAGCAGGGGCACGGCAGGUAGCUUUGUUUGGGGUUGCUUUUCUGUUUGGAGUUAACCAACGGCGCGUGUUGGGUACGAUGUCGAGAUGACGGAUCCACAAGGGAUGGAAUAUGCGAAGGGGAACCAGCUGCAGCUCCGGGCAACCACCGCUCCCCUCUGCGGGUGCUUCUGCGGAGCAGGAUUCGGCCAGGCACGAGCACGGGUGGUCUCUGGGAAGGUGGCUGCAAAGGGACCCCUCCGAUCGCAGCAGCUGUCACUAACGCGAGCCACGCGCGGCCAAACCCCGCGGAGACGCCGAGCCCCAGCACCCAGCACCUGCGGGUGCGACGGCACGUCCCCGCGCGGGCCUCGCCGGGGUGCUCGGGCUGGCUGCGCAGGAGCGGUCCUGGGCAUCGGCGUCGCAAGCCCUCUGCUGUCUGUACCUUACUUUGACAUGUUUCUCAAAAAAAGACAAAAAAAGAAAAAGAAAAAAAAAGACAGAAAAGAGUGGAAAAAAGGAAAAAAAUGGUCUCCGUGACAUUCAGGGGAUUUUCCUUUGUGGACAUGCAGAAUUUCUAUGAAUAUAGUUUUUUGUAAACAUUUUGUAACAAUUUUGGUUUCAUAGUAACUGUGUUACUUGCUGAUCAUUCUAGGCUGAUGUAAAUAAAAUUUCCAAAAAAAGAAAGAACAAAAGAAAAAAUUCUGAUUAUUUUCCUUUUUAAGACACUGUGAUAUAUCGAAGUGCACAGUUUGCUGUAUGAAGUAAUAUGGUUUUAAAUUUUAAAUAAAGAAUAAUUUCUAGAAAAUAAUGACGUUUAUGCCUGUUUAUACUGAACAGUUGCCUUCUUCCUUCUUGAAAUGUUAUACCUAAACCCAAGCUGUUUAAUGACAUCCCCUGCCUCUCCUGA
This is a messenger RNA of Phalacrocorax carbo (great cormorant), 7341 nucleotides long. The record is from RefSeq and is a predicted model, not a curated record. NCBI's taxonomy places the organism in Eukaryota, Metazoa, Chordata, Aves, Suliformes, Phalacrocoracidae.